Messenger RNA from Iphiclides podalirius (scarce swallowtail), 1494 nucleotides. The record is from the annotation of a GenBank genome assembly. Lineage: Eukaryota; Metazoa; Arthropoda; Insecta; Lepidoptera; Papilionidae.
AUGGGUAGCAGCGAAGGGCAGCAGACGUUCUGUCUGAAAUGGAACCAUCACAAGACCAAUCUGGUAGAGAUCUUGGAGGCGCUCAUAAAAGUGGAGACGUACGUCGACUGCACCUUGGUCGUUGACGACCAGGUCACGUUCAAAGCGCACCGAGUAGUGCUCGCCGCCAACUCGCCGUAUUUCCAGUCCAUACUUGCCGAUGUGCCGAUGGACCACUGCAGCAUUCUGUUCCCCGGCGUCAAGGACUUCGAAAUGCGCGCUCUCCUCGAGUACAUGUACACGGGCGAGGUGAACGUGACGCAGGCCCACAUCCCGCGCAUUAUGAAGGUAGCCGAAGAGCUGGAGGUGAAGGGCCUGUUCGACAUGACGGAACUGCGCCGUCGUCCGGGCAGUAGCGAGAGGACGCCAGCCGCGUCCCCCCCUAGGGUGGUCCCCGCCGCGCCCUCCAGCGUUUCGCCCCCCGCCUCAGCCCCCGCGCUCUCCUGCCGGUGGCCUCCCCCGCCGGCGCCCGCCCUCUCCGCCGCCUACGAGUCCCCGGACAUGAACCCACUGAAACGCAAGAAGCUCUCCAGCAUGCUGGCCACCCGCGACACGCCGAUCCUGCGCAACGUCCUCGCCCAGGCCACGCCGGUGGACUCCUCGCAGCCCAUGUCCCUCGUGUGCCACCCCGUCAGCCAGCACGCGCCCCCGCGUCUCCACUCCAACGGGUCCGCUCACGAGUCCGAUCGGCCGCCGAGUCCGCAGCGCGCGUUCGACUACCGCCCGCGCCGAAUGUCCUCGCGCGCCACCUCCCCGCACUACAACCGGUCCGACCGCUCUGAGGACGCCCACUCGCCCUACACGGAGCGCUCCUUCGAGGAGGACAACUCGCGCACCUUCCACCCCUCGCCGCCGCCACCGAACUUCCAGCAGGACGUCAGGGCGGGCCUGGCGCCGUACGUGCCGCCCCAACAGAAGCCCGAGUGGAAGCGGUACAAGCAGUACACGAGAUCCGACAUAAUGUCGGCGAUCGAAUGCGUCAGGAACGGAAUGAGCGCGUUGCAGGCGUCGCGCAAGUACGGCGUGCCGUCGCGCACCCUUUACGACAAAGUGAAGAAGCUCGGCAUAACGACGAGCCGACCGAUGAGCCGGGGAGUGAAGAGGGAGUCGAACGGCGCCGCCUUCCCGUACGGCUUGAGCGGCACUGGGGGUAACGACGAAGGUACGCCGGCCACCCCCCUUAUAGAUCCGUCCUUCCUGCAACAAGCGUUGGAGGGCGCCACGAGGGACGGGGGCCGCGAGGCGCUGCACGCCAUGGCCCUGGCGGCCGCGGCGCACGCAGCGCUGGCGCCGCGCACGCCGCCCAGGUCGGCGCCGCAGUCGCCGCACACGCCGCCGCCCGACGAAGACCACGUGGAGGACCUGUCCGUGUCCCGGCGCAGAGACGCCGACCCGCCCGCCGGAGUCAUCGUGCCGCCCCGCAACUUCGCGCUCGACUGCAGCAGCGAGAGAGAC